CUUUGGGGCUUCUCUGUGUGCCGUCUCCUAUAGCAGAAUGCCCCAGGGUUACAUGCAGCUCUCAUGCCAUGCACUAACCAUGCGUUGCUCUCCUCUUUCUCCCCAUUACACCCUCUCAGGAUGCUUUACUCUCCCAGGAGGAGAAGAUGAAAGAGAAAGAAGUGACUGAUGGAUCCCAGAUAGCAGGCUGCCAGGAGUGGCUGACGUUCCAGGAUGUGGCCGUGGACUUCACCAGAGAGGAGUGGCCACUGCUGACCCCGGCUCAGAAGACCCUCUACCGAAGUGUGAUGCUGGAGAACUACAGCAAUCUGGUGUCCCUGGGGCACCAGCUCUAUAAGCCGGAAGUGAUCACACAGUUGGAACAGGAGGGCCAGUGGACACCAGAAAGCAGCAGCCGGCUGGACACUGUGACAGGUGAGCAGCAAGACCGAUGGGAACGGGUCCUUUUCAAGUGUUCCGUAGUCUGUGCGCUGUGGGAUGGAGAGGACAUGUAA
Messenger RNA from Acomys russatus (golden spiny mouse), 494 nucleotides. RefSeq names its product zinc finger protein 713-like. The transcript is spliced from 3 exons. Lineage: Eukaryota; Metazoa; Chordata; Mammalia; Rodentia; Muridae. The record is from RefSeq and is a predicted model, not a curated record. Gene Ontology annotation, biological process: regulation of DNA-templated transcription. The coding region runs from base 147 to 494 and encodes 115 amino acids.